AUGAAUGAGGGUCGUUCUGCUCUCCUCAGAAGGUGCCACCUCGCCUUGUCUAAGGCCGACACCCUCGGCUCUGUUCCUGCCAGAGCUGCUCUCUCUGUGGACACAGAAGAUGACGGGGCCGCUCAGCCCGGGGGCGAUGCAGCGUUCAGCCCGUCUGAGCUCUCACACCUGUUUGAGAAUGAGGAUGGCUUCCCGUCAACCCAGGACACGAGUCAGGAUUCAGGGCCGGAGCUGGUUCAGCCCGGCCAGCAAGCGGACGGCAGACAGAACCUGCGGAUGAAGUUCCAGGGUGCUUUCAAGAAGGGCAUUUCCACCCCGAUGGACCUAUUUGAAUCCACCAUGUAUGAAUCAAAUGUGGUUCCAGGCCCCAAGAAAGCACCCAUGGACUCGCUCUUUGACUAUGGUACCUACAGGAACGCCAGCAACCAGAAGCGACGCAGGAAGAAGCUCCCAAGAGGUAAAACUGAGCCGGAGUCCUGUGAUGAGGGUCAAAGCUCGGACCCACCAAAAGUAAUGAAAAUGUUCAACCGCUCUCUCCUCUUUGAAGGCGUGUCACAUGCAGACCCAGAGGCCCUCGAGGGCCUGUUGGAGUACCUGCAAAUUCACGAAAAGAGGUUAACUGAUGAGGAGUUCAAAGAGCUGUCCACGGGUAAGACAUGUCUGCCUAAAGCCCUGUUGAACCUUUAUGGAAGGCAGAACGUCACCAUCCCACUGCUGAUAGACAUAGCAGAGAAGACCGGGAACCUCAGAGAGUUCAUUAAUACGCCCUUCAGGGACGUCUACUACAGAGGCCAGACAGCUCUCCACAUUGCUAUUGAGCGACGCUGUAAGCACUAUGUGGAGCUGCUGGUGGAGAAAGGAGCUGAUGUUCACGCCCAGGCGAGGGGACGCUUCUUCCAGCCCAGAGACGAGGGGGGCUACUUCUACUUUGGUGAGUUGCCUCUCUCCCUGGCUGCAUGCACUAACCAGCCUGACAUAGUGCACUACCUGACUGAGAAUCCACACAAGAAGGCCGACCUGCGGCGCCAGGAUUCACGUGGAAACACGGUGCUGCACGCCCUAGUGCACAUUGCGGACAACACUAAGGACAACACACGUUUCCUCACAAAGAUGUACGACCUGCUGCUAAUCAAAAGUGCCAAGCUUUACCCAGACUGCAGCCUGGAGAAGGUGUUUAACAAUGAUGGCAUGUCACCCCUCAUGAUGGCCGCCAAGCUGGGCAAGAUUGGGGUUUUUCAGCACAUUAUCCGGCGUGAGAUCAAAGAUGAGGAAGUUCGUCAUCUGUCACGUAAGUUUAAGGACUGGGCGUAUGGGCCAGUGUACUCCUCCCUAUAUGACCUGUCUUCACUCGAUACGUGUGGAGAGGAACCGUCUGUGCUGGAAAUCCUGGUCUACAACAGCCGCAAUGAGAACCGCCAUGAGAUGCUUGCGGUGGAGCCUAUCAAUGAGCUGUUGAGGGCCAAAUGGCAGAAGUUUGCUGCUGUCACCUUUUACAUCAGUGUGGUUUCCUACCUUGUCACCAUGAUCAUCUUCACCCUAGUGGCCUAUUACCGCCCAACGCAGGAAACGCCUCCGUACUCUUACAUCACAUCCUCUGACUACCUGCGCAUGGCGGGAGAAAUCAUCACCUUAGCAUCAGGAAUCUUCUUCUUCCUCACCAAUAUUAAGGACCUCUUCUUGAAGAAGUGGCCUGGGGUUAAGUCUUUAUUUAUUGAUGGAUCCUUUCAACUGCUGUACUUCAUCUACUCUGUGCUGAUUGUAGUCACAGCUGCUCUCUACCUGUCUGGCAUUAAGGCCUAUGUGGCUGUUAUGGUGUUUGCACUUGUCCUGGGCUGGAUGAACACUCUUUACUUCACCAGAGGCCUAAAGCUCACCGGCACCUACAGUAUCAUGAUACAGAAGAUUCUUUUCAAAGACCUUUUCAGAUUUCUGCUGGUGUACGUGCUCUUCAUGAUUGGAUAUGCAUCAGCCCUGGUGUCCCUGCUGACAGUUUGUCCUCCACCGGGCACAAUGUGUGAAGGGGGCUGUCCCACAUACCCUAACUGCAGGGACCAAGACACCUUCAGUACUUUCCUGCUGGACCUCUUUAAGCUGAGCAUUGGGAUGGGAGACAUGGAGAUGAUCCACAGUGCACAGUAUCCUGAAGUCUUCCUCAUCUUGUUGGUUACCUACAUCAUCCUCACCUUUGUCCUGCUGCUGAACAUGUUGAUCGCUUUGAUGGGGCAGACGGUGGGACAGGUGUCGAAGGAGAGCAAGAAGAUCUGGAAGCUUCAGUGGGCAACGACCAUCUUGGACAUCGAGCGCUCUUUCCCAGUCUGCCUUCGGAAGUCUUUUCGAGCCGGGGAGAUGGUGACUGUGGGGAAGAGCUGGGAUGGCACACCUGACCGACGCUGGUGCUUCAGGGUGGAUGAGGUGAACUGGUGCCACUGGAAUCAGAACCUGGCAAUAAUCAACGAGGAUCCAGGAAAGAAUGAGACAUGCCAAGCCAACGGGUUGCAGCAGAGCGUCAAAGCCUUGCGGAGAGAUCGCUGGUCCACAGUGGUUCCGCGGGUGGUGGAGAUGAAUAAGAGUCCGCGGCCUCGUGAUCUGGUAAUAGAGAUGGAGACGCAGACGGCCAGGAACUGACUCCUGCCAAAGAUUAGUGCUGUCCUUCUUAUAAAAAGACAGCAGAGAACCAUCAGCACAGUAAGCUCACUAUGCAGGCGACGAUUCAACCAAUAAGUGCACUAAUUUUCCCAGAUGUUACGUGCCUAUUUUUAAGAGAAAGUAUAAUAAAUAUAACAUUAAGGUUGUGUCCUAAAUUCCAUACUGACAUGCUAGGCUGAAACAGUAUGUGAGAUUUUUUAGUACGUCAAAAAUCUAAGUGUGAAACCAAUAGUAUGUAAAUUGCAUGCCAUUUCCAGUGAAAUGUUACAGUAUGCAAACACUGGACACUACGCCUAAGUUUCCAAAAAUGCAAUGCAGUAGUAACAACAAUGUUCGAAAAAGGACAAACGGACAGCAACCAAGGCAGCUCUGCCACAUUUAAAACUCUUUAAUUUAUAUUUUUACAUAUACAAAUCUGUAAUUUUGUCAUCUGCAACUGUUGGUCUAGUUGCUUACCUUUUUCAGUAAUGUAAGCGUUAUCCUGUGAUGAAGCUAGAGCUGAGGUUGGCCACGGUUAGGCUCACAGGAAGUGACAUUGAUAAUUGCAGCUUAGUGCGUCCAAAAGUUACACACUACUGAUCAUUUACAUAAAAGUAUGUCAGUGUACUGUAAUAGGACAGAGCACACAGACGCUGGAUGUAAACUGUCUUAAAGAAUCACUGAUCUGAAAAACACAGAACAGGGUUAAAAACACCAAAGCUGAGAUAAAAAGUUUUUUUUUUUACUUGUCACAGAAAUAUAAAUAUGUAUUAUAAAAAUGUACUGUACUGCAUUUUCAGACAUCAGUGUCUGAUCUCUCAGGGAUUCAAGAGAGUCAAAAUAUUUUAGCAUUUCCAGUCUCAUCAUAAUGUUCAUGGGGUUUUGUGAUAGCUAGCAGAAGCACAUUUACUGUAUUAUUGCAUUAGGAUGGUAAACAAAAGCUUCGCUAGAAAUGCCAUUUACAGAUAUAAUCACAAUGGGAGAUAUUUUUUAAUCAUUGAAACAAUUAUUCAUAAACCUGUAGUUAUGCUUGUAUUUGCGUGCUGUAUACUUAAGAGGUCCCUAUGUACGCAUAUGUAUCGUUAAGAUUAUAUCCUGUAUGAUAAUUUGAAUGUGUAUUGUUCAGGCUAUGGCGGUUUAAUGUAUAUAUGCAUUGUAUAAAGUGUAUUUUAUCUCCAUUGUUUUAUACCAUAUUAAAUAAGUAGACUCAAAGUCUCAGGCUUAGUGUGCUUGCUCAGGCAGCACGGCUUUCAUUUGAACUGAAACAAUGCACUAUCCCAAUUUCUGAUGUGUGCAUUAUUAUAAGAACACAAAGACAUUAUUCUGAACACGAUGGGCAUGAUGAGCAGGUUAUAGUUGUCAAGUAAAUAUGCAAAUGCAAGACAAUAGCCUUCCGUGUUAUGGUUUGUCUUUGAAUUUCCAGAGUUAUUGUUCCUUUGCAGCUGGGGUAUUUGCAUAAUCAACUCUCAGUUCUUGCUAUUAUGUGCUUCCCCCUAUUUACUGCAGUGUUUUCAUUGCAAUUGGUGCCUUGCCCUAUAGAGCAUCUUGUUUAUGCACAACUGCUGUAUGUGUACAUGUAUUUAUGUUAUUGUACUUCAUGACAAGGUUUUAACAAGAACAGAUAGGCCAUACCAUCACUAAUUAAUUACUGUUGGAGGCCACAGGUCAUUGUUCAUUAUGUUUACAUUGCUUUUUAUAAAGAGACAUGUCUAUGUAUUUCAUAUUGUUUUUACAUUGCUGCACAGCACAUUAAACACUGAAUUAAUUUUAUGAACCAUA
Molecule: messenger RNA, 4404 nt
Organism: Etheostoma cragini (Arkansas darter)
Lineage: Eukaryota; Metazoa; Chordata; Actinopteri; Perciformes; Percidae
Gene: trpv4
Product: transient receptor potential cation channel, subfamily V, member 4
Exons: 16
Coding region: 1-2625 (874 amino acids)
Biological process (GO): osmosensory signaling pathway; actin filament organization; calcium ion import across plasma membrane
Cellular component (GO): cilium; membrane
Molecular function (GO): protein binding; calcium channel activity
Source: RefSeq, a predicted model, not a curated record